Messenger RNA from Porites evermanni, 338 nucleotides. The record is from the annotation of a GenBank genome assembly. Lineage: Eukaryota; Metazoa; Cnidaria; Anthozoa; Scleractinia; Poritidae.
CACGAUGCCAUCUACGCAUGCGUCAAUGUACGGCUCCCCCGGUUUCAGCCUCGUUAUAAAUUUAUCCGGGACAUUGGGAACUUUAACGAGGAUGUGUUUAAAGAGGACUUUCUACUCUUCCUCUGUCUGUUAUAUACUACUCGGACGAUCCAGACGAAUAACUAGAGUCACUGAAUACACUAAUUUCCGAGUGUAUUGAGAGACACGGCCCCUUGCGAAAGGUUCGUGUCACGCGAUCACCCGCCCCAUGGAUGAAGGACCCAUUGAUAGAGGAACUUCAGAAGAAACGGGAUGCUGCUAGAUUUACCGCCCACCAGACCAGCACUGAUGCUGCUUAG